AUGGCGACGGCAGGAGGCCCACCGAGGCUUCCUCGUGGUGUGCGUCGGCGGGAGGCUGCAGCAACCGCCCAAGUUAAGUUCACAGCACUGCAGAACAGGAUCAUCGAGCUGGAGCAGCAGGGGCGCAUGUGUUCGGACGCUGAUGUCUACUGCCGCCUGCUCGCCAUCAUGCCUGUCCUGGCCGAGGUGUCCGCGCGCCGCCGAAGCGACACGGCGGUGAGUUCGCGGCUGGAGGUCGUCAUGCGCAACGUUGCCAUGCACAUGUUCGACGUUCCCAUGGGCUGGUUGCAAGGCCUCACGUACAAAGACCAGACUAGGGCGCAGCGGGGCGGCCGCGGGCAGGGGCGGCGGGGCGUGCCGAUCGUGGAGUCGACCCUGAGCCGCCGCCUGUCGAAGGGCCCCCUGCGGGGGAUGGCUGCCCUGCCGCUGCCGCAGCUGCCGGAGGCUGCUGCUGGUGACCAGGCUUUGUCCGAGGUGGAGGUCACUUCGGAGAUGUCCACUUUCGACUCCGCGGAGUUCACACACCCCAGUGGCCUCGGUGACGCCGAAGCCGCGGCGGCCGUCGCUGCUGCGGAGGAGCACCUGCUCUGGGUCGCCCAGCCUGUGCGGGAGCUCCUGCAGGUGCGCUCCGCCGAGCAGCCGUGCGUGCCGACGGAGCGGCCCUACGCACGUCGCCGCGCGCGCCGCGACGAGGAGGAGCACCUGCUCUGGGUCGGCCAUCCUGCGCAGGAGCUCCUGCAGGUGCGCGCCGCCGAGCCGCCGCUCGUGCCGGCGGAGCGGCCCUUUGUCCGUCGCCGCGAGUGGAGGGCGUCGGAAGGCACUGCUGGAAUCCGUGGCAUCGGGCCGCCCUCGUGCGCAACCUGUAAGCAGCAGUAG
This is a messenger RNA of Prorocentrum cordatum, 876 nucleotides long. The record is from the annotation of a GenBank genome assembly. NCBI's taxonomy places the organism in Eukaryota, Dinophyceae, Prorocentrales, Prorocentraceae.